This is a messenger RNA of Petromyzon marinus (sea lamprey), 2745 nucleotides long. RefSeq names its product SH3 and SYLF domain containing 1 (gene SH3YL1). The record is from RefSeq and is a predicted model, not a curated record. Gene Ontology annotation, biological process: regulation of ruffle assembly. Lineage: Eukaryota; Metazoa; Chordata; Hyperoartia; Petromyzontiformes; Petromyzontidae. Gene Ontology annotation, cellular component: ruffle membrane. Gene Ontology annotation, molecular function: phosphatidylinositol binding; protein binding.
CACAAAUCUGGCUGCGUCAGGAGCAGUGGCGGAGUGCAUCGCUGCGAUGUCUCCUUCGUAUUUGUGGAUCGGGGCAUUGCCUCGUUAAAUAAGUUGCACGGUCCCUGUUCUGGAUGACCACAGUCGCACCACUGCUGGAGAUUGUUUUAAUUUUCCAUUUGUGCCUCGGGUACCCGCAUCGACUGCCACGGUUUGUGCAGGGGAUGCGGUUGAGCGUGGACCGUGAGCUUCGUGGGAGACCAAACCCCCAGGGGACUUUCUUCGUUGGGUCUUCCACAGCCAGGUGUUUGUUUGCGAGUUAUUUUGAUCUCCAUUCAGCCCCCCAAGCCUCAUGGGGCUUGAGCUCGCAUUGCUGUGCCUGCGAGAGGGAGCCACUUCCGUGCGCUUCGCGGUGGCCAAGUGGAACAAAGGUGACGUGGUUCAUUCCACGGGACGCCCUUCCCACUGGGACUCACCUACGCCCUCACCUGGCCAGGUGAGGCGAGAACACGGAAUUAGACACGCGGGCGCGGUAACCACGAAAUCUUCAACGCGACCGCCUCUUGAAUCUUGUCCGCGUUGCCUUAGACUAAAUGAACAAUCCUCUGCCGUGCAACCUCAGGUCUGAGGCCAACAAGGCAGCCAAGAUCCUGCGUGAAUUCACACAGAUCUCGGCAAGAAAUGGCCCGGACAAAAUCAUCCCUGCCCACGUGGUCGCCAAGGCCAAUGGGCUGGCCAUCCUCUCCGUGUUCAAGCUGGGCUUCCUCGUGACGGCGCGGGGAGGCAGCGGCAUCGUGAUCGCUCGGCUGCCCGGCGGUGGCUGGUCGGCUCCGUCGGCGAUCGGCAUUGCUGGGCUCGGCGGAGGAUUCGAGAUUGGCGUCGAGGUCUCGGACUUGGUGAUCAUCCUCAACACGAAGCGGUCGGUGGAAGCGUUCACGAAAGGAGGCAACGUGACGCUCGGAGGAAACCUAACGGUGGCGAUCGGUCCCUUGGGCAGGAAUGCGGAGGCGGACGUGGCGCUGCGCAGCACGUCGGCGGUGUACACCUACUGCCGGUCUCGUGGCCUCUUUGCCGGAGUGUCGCUGGAGGGCUCCUACCUGGUGGAGAGGAAAGACGCCAAUCGCAAGUUUUACUGCGCCGAGCUGCGGGCCAGCGAGAUCCUCGCGGGGGACGUGAGUCCCCCCAAGGCGGCGGAGCCGCUGUACGAGCAGCUCGAGAACUACCUGAUGGAGGCCGACCAGGACAUGCUGCACGAGGCCACGAAGACCUCCCACAAGAAGUCCCGCCGAAACGUCCCACCCCAGCCCAGGAAGACGGAGAGCAUGCGCUCGCAGGCGAGCCGUCCGGCCGCGUGGCAGUCUGUCCGCCAGAAGUCGUCGGGUUCGUGGUCCCGGGGCGCCGACGGCGACUCUCAGGCGGCGGCGGUGGUGGCGGUGCGCCCCUUCAGAGGCCAGCUGCCUUGCGACCUGAGCUUCGGGUUGGGCGAGCGAAUCGACGUGGUGACCCGCACGAAGUCCCGCGACGACUGGUGGGAAGGCCGCCUCCACGGCCGCCUCGGGAUCUUCCCGGCCACGUACGUGCGGGACUGCUAGGCGACGGGCGCAGCGGUGGCGGCGACGCAUCGAUGACAACGUAUCGAUGACAACGUAUCGAUGACAACGCAUUGAUGACAACGUAUUGAUGACAGCGCAUCGAUGACAACGUAUCGAUGACAACGCAUUGAUGACAACGUAUCGAUGACAACGUAUCGAUGACAACGUAUCGAUGACAACGCAUUGAUGACAACGUAUCGAUGACAACGUAUUGAUGACAACGCAUUGAUGACAACGCAUUGAUGACAACGUAUCGAUGACAGCGCAUCGAUGACAACGUAUCGAUGACAGCGCAUCGAUGACAACGUAUCGAUGACAACGUAUCAAUGACAACGUAUUGAUGACAACGCAUUGAUGACAACGCAUUGAUGACAACGUAUCGAUGACAGCAUAUCGAUGACAGCGCAUCGAUUACAACGCAUCGAUGACAACGCAUCGAUGACAGCGUAUCGAUGACAACGUAUCGAUGACAACGUAUUGAUGACAACGCAUUGAUGACAACCGUAUCGAUCUUGAUUUGGCGCUUUCGUGACUGCAGAAAUUAAUCUUUGGUUCUGUCGGUAAAGUCACGUAGAAUUAGAAAAUAUAUGUAAGUUAUUAUUUUCUAUUUCUACGUGAUUUUACCGAAAGAACCAAAGAAUAACCGUAUCGAUGACAAUGUAUCGACGACAACGUAUCAAUGACAACGUAUCGGUGACAACGUGUCUGUGGCUCCGUAUUCACGACAAUGUAUCGACGAUGACGUGUCGGUGACGACAUAUCAAUGACCACGUGUCGAUGACCACGUGUCGACGCGUCGACAGGCAGAGCGAUGGGCGAGCGUCGCAGGCCGUUGUUUGUGCUCUGGGUGUUUUCUGGAAGCCGCUGGAUUUUAACACGUCGAGAUUCAACUGUGGGGAAAUAUAACGCCAGUUAAUCGGCAACCUGUACACGCAUGUAGCACUUUGUGUAAACUGAUGACGAUGACAGACAUAUAAUCACGGUUUACUAUCAUUUAUUACACCCAGAAUUAUCAUUUAUUACACCCAGAAUUCUCUUGCAGUGCCAUGAGAGGUUUUAUAAUUACGCAACUGAACACAAUAUUACUUUGGGUUCUUUUAAGGAACAAAAUCUAUGAGCUGAGAUGUUUUGUAAUAUAUUUGCAAUAAAUACGGAGUUUCAUUUCUUGUGUCAA